Messenger RNA from Eubalaena glacialis (North Atlantic right whale), 1342 nucleotides. RefSeq names its product GTP cyclohydrolase 1 (gene GCH1). The transcript is spliced from 6 exons. Gene Ontology annotation, biological process: tetrahydrofolate biosynthetic process; tetrahydrobiopterin biosynthetic process. The record is from RefSeq and is a predicted model, not a curated record. Bases 133 to 882 code for a protein of 249 amino acids. Gene Ontology annotation, molecular function: zinc ion binding; GTP binding; GTP cyclohydrolase I activity. Lineage: Eukaryota; Metazoa; Chordata; Mammalia; Artiodactyla; Balaenidae. Gene Ontology annotation, cellular component: cytoplasm.
CUCGGAGCGUACCUCUGGCCCGAGGCCUACCUUCUUCAGGUGACUCCGGUCGCAGCCCAUUGCCCGCCGGCAAAGUUCAGUUGCAGCCCCUGACGCGUCCGAGGAUCCCUCCGGGGCGGCAGCGGCAAGUCCAUGGAGAAGGGCCCGGGGCGGGUGCAGGCGAAGCCGCGGGACGCCCGGUGCAGCAAUGGGUUCCCCGAGGGGGAGCCGCCGCGGCCCAGGCCCAGCACGCCCACCGAGAAGCCGCCGCGGCCGGAGAGCAAGAGCGUCCAGCCGGCGGACGGCUGGAAGGGCGAGCGGCCCCGCAGCGAGGAGGACAACGAGCUGAACCUCCCCAACCUGGCGGCCGCCUACUCGUCCAUCCUGCGCUCGCUGGGCGAGGACCCCCAGCGGCAGGGGCUGCUCAAGACGCCCUGGAGGGCGGCCACGGCCAUGCAGUUCUUCACCAAGGGCUACCAGGAGACCAUCUCAGAUGUCCUAAACGAUGCUAUAUUUGAUGAAGAUCAUGAUGAGAUGGUGAUUGUGAAGGACAUAGACAUGUUUUCCAUGUGUGAACAUCAUCUAGUUCCAUUUGUUGGAAAGGUCCAUAUCGGUUAUCUUCCUAACAAGCAAGUUCUUGGCCUCAGCAAACUUGCUAGGAUUGUAGAAAUCUAUAGUAGAAGAUUACAAGUUCAAGAGCGCCUUACGAAACAAAUUGCUGUAGCAAUCACAGAGGCCUUGCGACCUGCUGGAGUGGGGGUAGUGGUUGAAGCGACACACAUGUGUAUGGUAAUGCGAGGGGUACAGAAAAUGAACAGCAGAACCGUGACCAGCACGAUGCUGGGGGUGUUCCGCGAGGACCCGAAGACCCGGGAAGAGUUUCUGACUCUCAUUAAGAGCUGAACCUCAGCGUGUGCCACAUGGUUUACAGAUUGUGCAGCUAGUAGCAUCAUUUGGUCUUAAUUGUUUGUACAUUCCAUUUCCAGUUGUUGCUUAUUCCUUGUCACUAAUUGUAUUUAAUAAUUAUUUAAAGCAAGUCAAGUAAAGAUAAUUAAUAAAGGGGUAAUUAAUCUACUUUCUUCUUGCCACCUUUUAGUGGCAACAUUCAAGCAAACUGCCAAUAGUGUAAGUUACUUGCAUAAAACCACUGCCUUUCAGGUAACCUGAGGGUGCUGGGAAGGGAGAAGAAUUCAUGUGUUUUGUUCAGAGUAUGGUAAUUUGAUUCAGAAGCACAGGAGUGUUGGGAAUGGGAGAAAACUAUGACCAAUAUAUUUAUUUUAUCCUCCCCAAGCAAAAAUGGCAUAGUGCUUAAAAUAAUUUAUGUACAGUGUGCAGCAUUGCUCUGCAAAUUCAAAGUCCAACA